AUGUGGCUCAUAUGCGUGGACGCGUACUCACAGUUCCCAUUUGUCAUCCAAAUGUCGUCUACAACAACCGCCAACACGAUCGCUGCACUUUCUUCGAUUUUCGGCAUCGAAGGAUACCCGAACACCAUGGUUAGCGACAACGGUCCACAGCUUACAGCUGACGCCUUCGAAGAAUUCUGCAAACUGCACGGUACAAAGCAUAUUACCACAGCACCGUUUCAUCCAGCAUCCAACGGAUUAGCAGAGCGAUUUGUACAGACAUUUGAAUUCGCAGUCAAGAAGAACCUCAAAGACGGUAUACCACUUAGGGAAGCUUUGUUCAGCAAUCUGAUCCUGUUCCUGUUUCUCGUCCUCCUGAACGCGCAGCAGAGCCUACCCAGCAGCCGAGGCAGAACCAAUCUACACGACGUCUUUCAGGCAUACCAGUACGCCAAAGCAGCCGUGUUCGCCAGGAAGUCGAUCGUUUUAAGCCAAAGGACUUCAGAAAAACUAAGCAUAUAA
Drosophila gunungcola (fruit fly) is the source of this 501-nucleotide messenger RNA. RefSeq lists its product as uncharacterized. The transcript has 2 exons. Lineage: Eukaryota; Metazoa; Arthropoda; Insecta; Diptera; Drosophilidae. The coding region runs from base 1 to 501 and encodes 166 amino acids. Gene Ontology annotation, biological process: DNA integration. Gene Ontology annotation, molecular function: nucleic acid binding. The record is from RefSeq and is a predicted model, not a curated record.